AUGGUGGGAGGCUCUUUGUUUUUGAAGGGUCAUUAUAUCGCCCUGGUCAAGAUUGUAGUGGUGCGGAGGGUCAAGUUGUACACAGUUGAAAAGCUAACCAAGGAAGAAUACAAAGAGGUCCCUGUAAAUCUGGGUAUUGAAGAGCCAAAGAAAGGGAGAAAUGCAUGGAAUGGAAUGAGGUACCAUCACAUGGAUGCGCAACAACUAGCAUCUGGUGAAUGGAUUGCUGUUAUGGAUGCUGAUCGAGUCCCUUCAGAGGCAUAUACACAUCAAGGUCAACAUUCACAAUUCACGAUGGUCACAAUGACAUAUGAAGCUCGUCUCUGGAACUUGAAACUAUUCGUUGAACGCUACUCCAGAUGUGAAUCAGUUAGGGAGAUAGUUGUUGUAUGGAACAAAGGUAAUCCUCCAAGCAGUGCUGCCUUUGACUCUGGUGUUCCUGUCAGGAUAAGAGUUGAAGAGACCAAUUCUCUUAACAAUCGAUUUAGGGUUGACCCUUUGAUAAAGACCCGGGCUGUUUUUGAUCUGGAUGAUGAUAUCAUGAUGACUUGCACUGACUUAGAGAAAGGAUUUAAGGUCUGGAGAGAACACCCUGAGCGGAUGGUGGGCUUUUACCCUCGGACGAUAGAUGGUAACCCUCUCCAGUACAGGAAUGAGAGAUAUGCUAGGGGUAAGAAUGGAUGCAACCUGAUCCUCACAGGUGCUGCUUUCAUGGAUAGUGAGUUUGCUUUCAAGAAGUACUGGAGCGAGAAAGCUCGUGAAGGGAGAGACUUUGUGCACAAGAACUUCAACUGUGAGGACUUGCUCAUGAAUUUUCUUUAUGCGAAUGCAAGCUCCACAAGGACCGUGGAGUACGUCCAUCCAGCAUGGGCUAUCGAUACAUCCAAGCUUUCUUCGGUUGCAAUUAGCCGAGACACCCAGAAGCACUACGAUGUCAGGACAAGUUGCUUGGCGAAGUUUUCUUCCAUAUAUGGUCCCCUCCCUCGGAAAUGGGGAGUUUGGCAUGCGAGAAGAUGGCUGGGACAAAUAGCCUGA
Molecule: messenger RNA, 1035 nt
Organism: Miscanthus lutarioriparius
Lineage: Eukaryota; Viridiplantae; Streptophyta; Magnoliopsida; Poales; Poaceae
Source: the annotation of a GenBank genome assembly